Molecule: messenger RNA, 4871 nt
Organism: Varanus komodoensis (Komodo dragon)
Lineage: Eukaryota; Metazoa; Chordata; Lepidosauria; Squamata; Varanidae
Product: heat shock protein beta-2-like
Exons: 3
Coding region: 36-770 (244 amino acids)
Biological process (GO): response to heat; protein refolding
Cellular component (GO): extracellular exosome
Molecular function (GO): structural constituent of eye lens; protein folding chaperone
Source: RefSeq, a predicted model, not a curated record
CUCUCAGGUGGAGGACUGCCCUCUUAGAGGGGGACAUGGCCAUGUUCCCGUGCGACCAGAGGGGCAAAGCCUGCUGCUCCGACCGCCCAGUUGUCCCAGGACGCUGCCGGCCAGGCAGACCACACAUUUCCAACAGCUGCGACCACACGGUCCGGGACAGCAGCACCCCCACGCUGCCUUCCUCUCGGCGGAAGGCAGCGAGGAGCAGGGCGGCCGUCAUCACGGGCUCGGCGUUCCAGGGCCUGCCUGUCUAUUUUGGUCCCAAUUUUAUCUCUUCCUCCUCCCUGUGGAAUUUGCCUGCUGAAAGCCUUGCCGCCAGGCUGCAGCCUCGGCAGGGAGACGCUGGGACAGGUACCCGAAGGAGGCCUUUCCCAGCAGGUACGAUGGCCGAGCGCACCGUCCCUCACGCCCACCCCAUGAGCGCAGAAUACGAGUUUGCCAACCCCAGCAAGAUUUACGACCAGAACUUUGGAGAAGGAGCUGCCCUUCACCAUUUAAGAGAAAAAAAGAAAAGUCAGGGCGUUGAUGUUGCUCCAGUUUAUGACGAUGUCUCCGACUUCCCAGUCUACGCAACCGUGAGCAAGCCCAAGUCCAUGAAGCACAAUGAUGCCAGUGUUCAUUACGCAGACAUUCAGGUCUUCAGCAAGAGCCGGGAGCGCUCCGCUGAAGAGGUGCGAAAUCUCCAGACCCAGAACGCCACCGAGUAUGCCACGCUCAACUUUCCCCGAGCCACCCUGAAGUACGACAGCAAGAACGGGACUCUGGUGUGAGAACGGAACGCCUCUUGCUGUCUUUUGCCUGCAGAAGUACGCUGCAGACGGAGAUGCUCUGGAGUUUAUUCCUGAUGUCAAUAUCUGAGCUGCCAUGGGUGGCAAACCUUUUGAGCACCUUCCCCUGGCUGAAAGGCACUGUCAUAACAGGAGCAAAAGUUUUGCCUUGGCUGUGCCAAGAAAUGGAGACUCGCUAGUCCAUCCUUUACAACAGGAGGAUACCGCGGGGGAAGCAAGCCGCGUGACGAAGCAGACACGGCCGGAAAUCCGGCAGUAAAGACUACAGGCAUUUCUAAGACUUUUCUUCCUUCCUCAAAAUCCAUUGAGCUGGAUUCCAUGAUUGUGUUAAGGAUAUACACCAGGUGAAAGCUAGAGGGGGUAUAUUGUUAAGAAAGUAACAUAAUUUAAUUUUAAAAAGUAAACAUGCACUAACAUACGCUUAAAUGUUACAGCGAGAUAUUGCAGGACAAAUGUACUGAAAACGUUUUCAUUCGAAAUGCUUUGAUCUCAGCGAUACAAACCCAUCCAUAUCAAGAGAGUUUUCUGUGCGGAGGAGUGUCCCACGUCCUUUGUUUUUUGGAAAAUUCAGGGCACAUCUUCUCAUCAUGGACUAUGCUGGUAUAAAUUCACUUUGUCCAACGUAAGGAAUGGAUGAGAUCUUCUGACACCUUACACAUUUUCUCUGAUAUAAGCACCUUAUGCGUAGAGAACACAAAUAGAGACAGUGCAGUUCAUUGAACAGUGGCAAUAGGUUUCUGGAUCAGUUCGGUAGGAUAGCUUCUGGAUCGGAAAGGUGAGCACAGGGCGGCUUUCUCACCUGGUUUUCAUGCCGCUAAGCUAUCUUGUGAAAGGUUUAUUAUGAGCUUAAAUUCAGGUUUCCCCAUCCGAAGCUUGGCUUAUUCUUUACUGCAGGUCAAGGAUGUGGGGCUUGCCAAGGCCUUUGGGGUCUGAGUGUGUGCUUGUGGGCAGCCUCAUCAUUUCAAAGAGAGCGGUAAACGGAGCCCUUGGCAGGAAAACACGGGGUUUGCUGUUAUUUGCCAUUGAUAGGAGCUUCAGAAGCUGCCUCAGAGAGAGUCAGAUCGUGGGUCCAUUUAGGCUAGUAUUGCUGAUACUGAGUGGCAGCAGCCCCCAGAGCUUCAAGCCUGGGCAAAGAGGUUCUCGCUCUCGGCUGCAGCCCUGCUCUGGCACAUUUAAUUAUGUGACAACUUGCACAUCAGACUCGCUCUGCAAAAAAGGAUAGUCGUAAGUGCUGCAAGCUUCUCUUUUUGCUUAGUCGCAGAGCGGCAACACAGAGUCCUACAGACCUGCAGGGGCUUCCUUGCCUAUUCCUGGAGCUGCCUGCUCCUGCUCCUGCUCUUCCUCACUCUUACAGCCUGUUCACCUGUCCUACCUGAGCAUGAAGGGGGAGGAGUCGGAGAGCUGAUUCCACAGCAACAGGGAGGUAUGGCCCAGGUAAGGCAGUGGGAGGCAGAGCUGUCACUUGGAGCCAGCCUGAAGCACGACCUUUAGUCAGGGCCCUGGACAGAACUGGAGGUGUUGGUCCAGAGGCGAGUGCCUGGAUCUCCGAGCCAGUGUUAGCAAGCCUCAACUGCAGCCCUAAUUCAAGGCACUUCUGCACUGGCAUGGAACAGCUCCCGGGGUUUUGUGCCCAAGAGAGUCAGUCUGAAUGCUCUUCUACCUUGAAGUGAUGCUUUAGAUCAGCUAAGCAGUCUGGUGACUUCUGCAGUUGUCAUUUUUCCUAGGGAAAAGAUGGGCAACUUUUGGCCUUCUAGUUAUUUAUCUGUAACUUAAAACUUAGCCAACAGUGUUGAUAAUAAGGCCCAGACAGCUCAAGACUCAUGGGUUGCCCGAUUCGGUCGUCUCCUCGGCUCUAGGAACCUACCUCUAAAGGCUCUCGGUUUGGGGACCUUCCACUCUCCUUCUGCACAGUGCGGUGAAGGCAGCACACAGACGGAUGCUGGCGAAGAGGACCAGGUCUCCCUCGUAACACCUCAGGCAGGGCUGGUGAGGGCAGCUUCUCCCAAGUACCUCCACACCCUGAAGCUGAGGUUGGCCAAGGAAUGAUGGGGUCAUCCACAAACAAAGGAAAUGGGGACCUCUCUGGACAGAGCCCCCUAUUGCUGACCUCAGCAACCCUGGAGGGGUCCUGUCUUUGUGAUGGAUGAAAUCGGACGCUCUCUCAAAAAAGAUUUAUGGCGGGGCAUAGCAAUGAAUGAAACCUCACACUGUCCUGUUCUGGGCUUGGCUGUGCACUGUCGGAGAACUGCACUACGCUGACAUAAAUAAAUAGCUUCUUUUAAAACUGGCAAAACAAGAAGUGGAACAUGGGAAAUUUGUUUUCCAGCCAUGUCAUUUGACGCAAGGGGGUAAACAGGGCCUUGGACAUUUUUUAUAUCCUGCACCCGAAGCAGCAGGAAUAAAAACUGUCUGCAAAUGAGCUAUGAGAAAGCUGGGACCUGCGUUUUAUUUCCAGUUGCCCUAGAGAACGCUAAGCUUGCAGAUGGAUGUAACAUAAUGUGCCUGAUAUUAGGGGAACCAUGUAUGUAACGAAAUAAUCAAAUUUUUUGUACAGAAAGGAAAAUAACACAGUGAUUUUGCCUUUUCAAGAGGUGUUAAAUAGAUAAAAUGUGAACAUUUAAUGUGUUUUGGAACAAUUUAUCUAAAAGAUGCUUUUGUAUUUUUGCACUGAUUUUUAUACUCUUCUGCUUCUGAGUUUCUGAUGCCUAUGGUUUCUAGAACUAGAAUGAGGCCAUAGUAAAAAUGGCGGAUUUGUGGUUCUUUUGCUUAGGCUGUGGGUCACAAUUCUGACAACCUCAAACUAUGCUUUCAAGAUACCUUAUUUCUAGUCUUCAAAGUAGCAGAAGGAAUAUUUGGUCUUGUUAUUGUAACAAGAGUGCUUUGGUUAAUGAUGCAGCUGGUAAGAAUAUAUUUAAUUGAUUCCUUAGUGAAAAUGAGUUGCUAUCAGUGGUAUGAAAGCUGGAGAUAUUAUUGAAGGAUGAAAGUUUCCCAUCUUAGAACAAACUGUUCAAUAUGCUUAAAUAUUUUUAGCAAUAUAGUAUAUUCUUGGUAAAUGCUGCUUCUGUAGCUGGAAUUAACUGCCCUGCUCUGCCAUCAAAACUGAAAAACAGAUACCUGUGACUGGAGUUGUUGUACAAACCAUAACAACUCAGUAUGGUGGUGUGUUUAUUGGCACUGGGUUGCAACAAGAUCUCAGCUACUCCUCAUCCUCAAAACAUUUUGAGAGCAUUUCCCAUUUUGGAAAUUGCACAAAUGGCAUCACGGAGGAAGUGCAAGAUGUUCCUCACUUGAGGAUUAGCACCGCUGAAAUUAUGUUAAUUGCAUGUUCAUGUAAACUUGCAGAUCAGCUGUCACUUUUCGCUCCGGAGAGUGACCUUGGUGCUUCACAGGGCUGUGUGCAUCUCAUGUCAAAUGAUCUUUCAAUAUCAGGUCCUUCAGCGGAUUCAUUGAAGCUGGCUGGCCCUGUGAAGCCUUACAUGCAUAGUCCCCAGAAUGACUCAAAGCAGCGACGGCAAUGGCACAAGGCAUGUUUCGUUGGUACUCCGAGCUCCAAGAAUGAGUGUAGGUGUAAUGGUUUUCCGACACCCCAGAAUGUCAUCUUCUGAGUCUAAUGCUUCUUUUCAGUCCACGACUUUCUGGAUUAUGUUUACUUUGAAUAGUAAAUGCGAGUUGAGCUUCUAAGGUCCUCAAUGGGCACGACUUUAACGAGAUGUGCUGCAGCAUUUCCAUCCUGGUUUAUACGGGGAAAAUGUAGAACUGAGUAGUUGUUACUCUGUUAAAUAUUGUAUGAAGGAAAACUAUUCCUGUUUCUUUUCAGCAAUUGCAAAGCUGAAAGACAGAGAAAUCUGUAUUUAACCUGCACUGUUCUUAUGUUGUUAUAAUGAUUUGUAUAAUGCAAAGUAUAUCAAAGAGUUAUACACAUAGAAAGGUUAGGGAAGGCCUCUGUGGAAAUUGUCCCGGGAUUGGUUCCCUCUCUCAGUAUUUAAUUAUUAAUUAAUUAAUUAAUUAAUUAAUUAUGUCUGGGUUCCUGGGUUUAGGGGCUGCAUAUUUUAUUACUGGAAAUAAAUAUUUUUAUAGCAGACA